Mya arenaria is the source of this 3575-nucleotide messenger RNA. Its product is annotated as heat shock 70 kDa protein 12B-like. Lineage: Eukaryota; Metazoa; Mollusca; Bivalvia; Myida; Myidae. Bases 129 to 1979 code for a protein of 616 amino acids. The transcript has 10 exons. Gene Ontology annotation, molecular function: ATP-dependent protein folding chaperone; ATP binding. The record is from RefSeq and is a predicted model, not a curated record.
UAUAAAUAUCAAAAGACACCUGAUCUACUAUUAUCGAACGGGUUUAUCUACGUAGUAUAAAUAAGAUUUCGAAAUUCAGUAUGUGUACAGCAUUUGUUUUAAUAUAUUAACCAUUACGUGGUAUAAUUAUGGAAUUAAGUGUGGUAAGAAAUCCUGACCUUGUUGUUGCUAUAGACGUUGGCAGUACGUACUCGGGCUAUGCCUGGCAAUGGCGGUCUAGUUUCAAGGCCAACAAAGCCAGCGUUGAGUUCAACAAUAUUUGGGGACAGGGUGCUCCUCCGUUGCAUAAGACGAAUACUGCCUUGCUGUUGAAAAGGACUACUGAAAGCACUGAAGAAACUUCUGCUGAGAACCCUGCUGAAAAAAAGACGGAAAUAGUAGCGUUCGGUUAUUCCGCGGAGCGAAGGUGGGCGAACAUUUGCGGCGAUCCGGAUCUAAAGAAGGAUAGAGACUCGUAUUAUCUUUACAAGAAAUUUAAACUACAGUUAUAUCAAUUGGAGCAGAAUGAGAAUGAAAGAACUGAAAUCGAAGACGCAGAUGGUCGGAGAGAUCCACUUGAGGAAAUUAUGACGCUCUUCAUUCAAGCCUUACGAGAAGAUUUUCUCAAACGGUUGAGAAAGAGAGAAAUAACUUUAGAAGAUGAGCAGAUUCUAUGGGUCGUCACUGUGCCUGCUAUUUGGUCAGAAAAGGCCAAGAAAUUCAUGAGAGAUGCUGCCGAAAAGAGCGGCAUAGGAAAGAGGAAUCUCGUACUUGCAUCUGAGCCCGAGGCCGCUGCAAUUUAUUGCCUUAACCUUUCCUCGGAGCAGAAAUCUGCCAUGCACGAUGCAUUUAUGCCGGGCCGCCGAUUCCUUACAGUUGACCUCGGAGGCAGAACGGCUGACAUAUCGGCUAUUGAAGUUCUAGGUGAUGGCUCGUUAAAAGAACUGUGUAAUGUGCAGGGACAAUUAAUUGGUGGACAAAAUGUCAAUGAAGCCUUCCUACAGUCGUGUAUUGAAAAUUUUGAAGGGGAUGUCUGGAAAAAAUGCUUUAUGGAUGCAAACCCUCAGGAGUUACUCAAGAUGGAGCAUGAAUUUGAACAAAUGAAAGUUGCCAUUGGCAACGAAAGUCCAGUUGAUGAAUUAAUUACUGUCUCAUUACCGAAUACGGUGCGGGAGGGUAUUACAACCAAAUCCAUUAAACUAAGCCCAAAGCAAGAUAAAGGAUUCGAAGCUAAAUAUAAUAAGCUUCAGUUCCGGUCACAAUAUAUCAGAGACUCAUUAUUCCAGCAAACAUGUCACCUCGUCUUCGAUACAGUAGACCGCGUACUGCAGCAAAAGGAAUCCUCUGGCAUACAAGCCGUCGUCUUGGUAGGUGGAUUCGCCGAAUCCUCGAUCGUUCAAGAAAAUGUUAGACACAUGAUACAAGAAAAGUACAGCAAUGUGAAGGUUGUUGCACCGCCCACACCUUUCAAAGCGGUUCUGAUGGGCGCGGUUAUGUAUGGGCACGACAUGUUUAUUUACAAGAGUCGAAUAAGUAGAGCAACUUACGGAGUUGGUUGCAACUCGAUUGUUGACGAAAGAAAGCACGACCAAUCAAUGAAAUUGUACAAUAAGGAAGAUGGACAAUACCGUUGUAAAGAUGGAGAUUCAAUGUUCCUCGAGGACAAAUCACCGAUUAGCAGAACUGUUCCUAUAUUCAAAAGUACAAAGUCUGUGCCAGAAUAUGAAACAUCGAGUCAGUACAAUGUUUCCAAGUCGUUAGAAGUGUCCAGUGAAAAUGGGGAAGAAGCAUCUUCAAGACACAUAGACAAGUGUGGAAACAACGGUAGCUCCAAUCUUUCCUCAACAGAAUGUCAGUGCUCGGUGGAGCUCAUAAACCUGCAGAAGGACCUAUUAGUUGAGAGCAGGACACGCAAUGAGUUGCUCAGAGAAAUAAGCGGGUCUUUGAAAUCACUAGCCUCCCAACGAGAUCAAGAUAUAUUAAAUAAAAUAUUACAUUAAUACUUUUAAGGUAAGUCAUCCAUCAUAACGACUUAAAAAUGUGUAUGUGCAUGUGUAUAUAAGAUAUUUACACCAAUAUCAUUUCUAUAUUUAAUUUAUACUAAUUAUCAAUUAUAGGAUCUUAGUAUAGAUUACAUUUUUGAAUAUAUCCAUUAUGACGCUUUCAUUAUCAUAAGAUAUGUUAACGGCAGAUAACAAUACACAAGUUAACAGCAAUUUAAUUAGUUGUGUACAUUUAAAUUGAAACUUUAACAGUAGCAAUGUUUUACUAACGACGGAUGGCUCACAUAAACAAACUAGUGUUUUUGUAUUUAGGUUGAUGCAAAAAAAAACGUUUAUACAUUGUUCAAAAAAUCCAAAAAAUAUUUGCCUUUCAUCAGUGGGUGCUUUGAAUUGCCACAUACCAACCAUUUCAUUUAAGUCAAAUGAAUUUAACACGAUAAUGCGGUAAAAUUAAUAACAUUUUAUUUGCAUCAACCAAUAUUGUACUGCUUUAGUGACUUUAGAAGUGUCCAAAGUUUAUUAGACUACAACAGCUGAAAAAGAAUUACAAACUUCAGUAAGAAAUAUACUCCUAUUUAAACAAGAGCUGAAACAAACAUGUACACUGAUUAUGUUACGAAAGUGUAAUGAAACUUUACCAGUAGCAAUGUUUUGUAUUACUGAUGGAUGGCGUAGCUUUAGUGUUAGUUCAUACAUGUAUAUGUAUUUAGUUCACAGAUUUAAUCUUAUCAGGUAUGAUGCAUAAUUAUUAACGUUGUCAUUGCCCGCCCUUCAAUGAUACAAGAGCUUUCAUGUAAAGGAAAAAAACAACAUUUAUUUUCACUGUGGUGGAAUAAGGAAAGUGAUAUUUGCACUGCUUUUAUUUUUUACCAGUUUUUAACACACACAUUGCAUUAAUAUUUCAAUUCAGAUGUAAUAAUGGAAACCAAGUGUCCAAUCAAUUUACCCAAUUACCUGGUUAUUGACCUGAGAUACCUCAUAUCAACAAGAGCAAAUAUUCCAAAUAAGUUUAAUGAAAAAUUGCAUUUUUUGGCACAUAUGUCAUUUGCAAUUGUUUCCAAAGAUUUUGCUAGUGUCACAUAUGCAUAUAUAUGUUUUGUGUUUUUUUCUUUAUAUUUGAUGAUUAAACUGUAGUUUAAUUAACUUUAUAUAGUUUUAUUUUUAUUUUAUAUCAUUUAAUUAGUUCAGUUUGUUACAUAAGUGUGUGCAUUUCUAGCUUAGUAAAUUUUUUUAUGUAUAUUGAGCUUUAAAGAACUAACUUUUCAUUUAAUAGGAAUUAAUUAAAAUUAUAGAUAACCAUUUCGAUUAUUCUUUUUUCAUCAUGUCAUAUGCUUACAAUAAUUGAGUUAAGUCAGAUUUAUUAAAUAUUUUUGCAUUCAUGUUUUCAUCACAUUUACUCUUUAACUAUGUAUGUGAUAGCCAACAGAGGAAUUGUUAUUUUUUAUAAUGUCUGAGACAUGUCGAUUUUUUUUAAAUGUGUAAUUACUGUGAUUUUAGUGUUUAUACUGUAAAUAAAUGAUUACUUAUGUAUCUUUGUUCUUGAUAGUGUGUCCUGCCAGACACAGAAUAAAGUAGACAACAGCAUUAGAAUUU